GUGUUUUUGAACCGGGGAAACUGACUAAGGAUGUUUGUUUGUGGUUGGCCAAUCACGCUUCUGCUGUUUCGCCUUUUCGGCUCAGUUACCCCAUCCCCUGUUUCCACUAACACACCCGCUCCACGUCUUCCAUCGCAAAUCUCACCCCCGUCACCCUUUCCAUCAAAUCUCCCACCUCUCCCUUCUUCUCUCACUAUCCCUCCCCUCACCAGCAGCCCUGGGGAGCCAGGAGGAAGACCCCACUGCCCUCUGACGUUGUCACCCUCCACUCUGGUGGUCAGGUUUGAAGAUCCAUUCAUGGCUAACUGCUCUGUAUCAGAGAUGGGUUUUUCUCUUCUGGGUUGGGAAGUCCCACUGGCAUCCCCUAGUGUCACUAUGGAUCGUUUUCUGGUCUGGCGCGUGGACAAGAUGACUGAGUGGAACUUCACGUCUACAUGCUAUGCACUAUCUGAACAGGGAGGACAAUGCCAAAUUAAUCUCCCUGUAACAGUCUACAAGCCUCCAGACCGCGUGUCCAUCAGCUUUGUUGAUCACUCUGGGCCGAUGUUUGAGGGCCGUCACUACACUCUGCAGUGUGAAGUACAGGACGUUGCUCCCGUUCAAAACCUCACUGUGACCUUCUACAGAGGACACACAGCUCUGGGUCAACUACAGUCCAACGACACAGAGAGGACACCAGUGACUAAGAUCUUCACUGUGGACAUCAUGCCCAGUAAAGAAGAUGAUGGAGUCCAGUACUGGUGUGAAGCCAAGCUGGAACUGGGACCUGAAGGACCGCAGCAUCCUCCGGUGGAGACAUCACAAAAACUCAAUGCCACAGUCCUCUUUGGUCCACACCUUAUUUGUCCCACAAAACUGCAGGUGAGAGAGGGAGAGAGCGUCAUCUUUGAGGUGAGAGGAAACCCUCAACCAUCAGUCACCUGGUUCAGAGAUGGGCAGGCGGUCGCCCUGCCCACUAACUCAAGCAGAAAGCAUGCUGGGAAAUACACAGUCUGGACAAAAGGACUGGGACAGAAAAACUUCACAGUGGAGGUGGAAGUCCUCGAAAACAGUGGAACCACAAACAGCUGUAAUAUAUUUUUCCUUCUGGCUGUCCUGUUUAUUCAGACGAUUAACCGGCUGUAGACCCUAAAAGAACCCAGCAAGGUCUGUGAUUUGUCUCUCUGUGCUGUUUGGAUGAACUGCUCCUGCUCCGAGAAAUGUUUGGAGACUCACUGCUUUGUGUCUCUCCUCUUUACAUCUUUACAUUCAACCUUUCAAAAAAAACAAAUAGGGAACAAUGAAGUUCUCUGCUUGAGAUCAUCUGCCCAGGUACUUUCUUCUGCUGUCUCCAUGUAAUGCACAACACGUACAUUUCAAGUCAUCAAAAAUCAUUCUCAUCUUGUACAACUUCAUAAUCCAACAGUCAUACUAAGCAUAGGUUUUACCUGCUUAUUUGUCUGUAAAUGUUGUUUAUGAAAUGUCUGAACCUUUGCUAAAUGUUAGUGUUUGUCCCGUGUAAAUGUGUGGCACUCUUCACUGAGGUCACGUUGUUUGCUGUACAUUAAAAUGAACUGUCAUGCAUCCAGCAGCACUACGUUCUUGCUUUAGACAUGAACUCCCUGUAGUUACAAAUAUGUGCAACACUUUAGUGCAACAUGUUUGAAAGUAUGUGACUGAAACUUCAGACCUGCCGACACCACAACCAAAACACAG
This is a messenger RNA of Seriola dumerili (greater amberjack), 1695 nucleotides long. RefSeq lists its product as uncharacterized. Gene Ontology annotation, molecular function: integrin binding. The transcript is spliced from 7 exons. The coding region runs from base 31 to 1125 and encodes 364 amino acids. NCBI's taxonomy places the organism in Eukaryota, Metazoa, Chordata, Actinopteri, Carangiformes, Carangidae. The record is from RefSeq and is a predicted model, not a curated record. Gene Ontology annotation, cellular component: membrane. Gene Ontology annotation, biological process: cell-cell adhesion.